This is a messenger RNA of Fopius arisanus, 4111 nucleotides long. RefSeq names its product P-element somatic inhibitor (gene Psi). The record is from RefSeq and is a predicted model, not a curated record. Bases 583 to 2913 code for a protein of 776 amino acids. Gene Ontology annotation, cellular component: cytoplasm; nucleus. The transcript is spliced from 10 exons. Gene Ontology annotation, biological process: mRNA processing; regulation of alternative mRNA splicing, via spliceosome; regulation of DNA-templated transcription. Gene Ontology annotation, molecular function: mRNA binding. NCBI's taxonomy places the organism in Eukaryota, Metazoa, Arthropoda, Insecta, Hymenoptera, Braconidae.
UUCUCCUCCGUAAUCCCAGCAUAGUUGUCUCCUCGACCGACCGGAAUCGCUACCCUGACGCUCCCCAAAACGUGCGUGAGAAAAUUUCCAAAAUUGGAAAAAAAAUCACAACCCUCAGAAGCGCGUUAUCACGACUCAUAGAAAAAGUAAUCGUCGGCACGGUCGCAUCAUCCCCGACACUCCGGGGAUAUUCCAUCCCGUUAUACUAGACCGUGGGGUUGUGACGCCAGUACUGCGCCAACUCCACUUCAGUGUCCAUUCUCGUCUCAAUGAUAAUUUACCUCUUGAAAAUCACAUUUAUCCGGUGAUUUUUUUUCACACCAAAAACCCCUCGGGAAUUCGAAUAACGUGUCUCAGUGAUUAAAGGUAUUUCGUUGAGGUUUAAAUAUUGUGUAAUUACAUCGGUUAUUGGAUAUUAGUUGAGAUAUUAACUCCUGGGGCCAUCGGCGUCGCAGCCCAGGGCAUACGAGUCAAACAAAAGGAACAUUUUCACGGAUAUCCCCUUUUUUCAGUUAUAGUACAAUCGUCGUAUUUUUUUUCUCACCGAUAAUUACACCUGGGUGUUUAAUGUUUUAUUAAAAAAUGAGUGAUUACUCAGCGGUAGCUCCGCCACAAAAUUUCAGCCAGAGCUCGGCUUUUGCCGCGGCUCUACAGCGUGCCAAACAGAUUGCAGCUAAAAUAAAUCCAGGGGGUACACAGAGUUCGGAGGGCAAACUAAAGCGGUCACUUGAGGAUGGCCCAGGUAUGAUUCACGAUGUAGAACCUGAGGCCAAGAAAUUAGCACCCGAUCCUCUAAUGAACCUUCGUGCACCAUCAAUGGGAGAUCCAAGCAGUGGACGAUCAAGUUCUCUGGCUUCGUCACCGCCUCAUGGAGUCAGUGGUAUGGGUGGUAUCUGCAAUGAAGAUAUUCGAGUCCCUGAUAAAAUGGUUGGAUUGAUAAUUGGAAGGGGCGGCGAACAAAUAACGAGAUUGCAAAGUGAAACAGGAUGUAAAAUACAAAUGGCGCCCGAAAGUGGCGGUCUACCGGACCGUGUUUGCACUCUAACUGGUUCACGAGAGGCUGUCAAUAGGGCGAAGGAUCUGGUGCUAUCAAUCGUCAAUCAGAGGUGCAGGGCUGAGGGAAUUGGAGAUAUGAACAUUGGGGGAAAUUCCAGUGGCAGCUCUGGUGGUGGAGGUGGAGGUGGUGGCGGAGGAGGAGGAGGAGGAGGUGGUGGUGGAGCUGGAGCUGGGGCUGGUGGAUCCAUGAUGAGUGGACAUCCUGGAUCAGUUGAGAUCAUGAUUCCUGGCCCCAAGGUUGGACUCAUCAUUGGAAAGGGCGGGGAGACUAUCAAGCAGCUCCAGGAAAAAUCUGGAGCCAAAAUGGUGGUCAUUCAGGAUGGACCUUCUCAAGAGCAGGAAAAACCACUCAGAAUAACUGGCGACCCCUCGAAAGUGGAAUAUGCGAAGCAAUUGGUUUACGAGUUGAUAGCGGAGAAGGAGAUGCAGAUGUUCAGAGGUCCCAGAGGUGGUGGUGGCCCUCCAGGCUCCAAUGAUCGUUCUGGAAGUUUUUCCAGUGACAAUGGAUACAACCAUCCCUCGUCAAAUGCCGAUGGAGUUGAGGUUCUCGUUCCUCGAGCAGCUGUUGGUGUUGUUAUCGGAAAAGGUGGUGACAUGAUUAAGAAAAUUCAAUCCGAAACUGGGGCACGAGUGCAGUUUCAACAGGGACGUGAGGAUGGGCCUGGGGACAGGAAGUGUCUGCUCUCUGGAAAACCUCAGGCAGUUGAACAAGCUCGCCAGAGGAUCCAAGAGCUCAUCGACAGUGUAAAUAGGAGAGACGACAGAAAUCCACAGGGACCCAGAGGACCCAGGGGCAAUGGCUUCGGCGGUGGACGUCCCAAUGAAUAUGGAGGAUGGGACAGGCGUCAAGGGGGUGGGGGACCUCCUGGUGCUGGAGGUGGACCCAUGAAUGAUAAAAUCGAAACUACGUACAAUGUACCUUCUACCAAAUGUGGAAUCAUCAUUGGAAAAGGUGGAGAAACAAUAAAACAAAUAAAUCAGCAAACGGGUGCCCAUUGUGAGUUGGAUCGGCGAAAUCAGGGGAACGAAAACGAGAAGAUUUUCAUAAUUCGUGGCACUCCAGAGCAGGUGGAGCACGCAAAGAGAAUAUUCAGUGAAAAAUUGGGAAUGGGACCUGGUGGUACGCCUUACGGUGGUGGACAGGGGGCAAUUGGUUACAAUCCAAGUUGGAAUGCAGGUGGUGGAUAUCAGACGUGGCCUGGUGCUGGCCAGGGACAACCCAAUGAUGCCAACAGUGCAGUACAACCUGUUCAGGUUAAUCCACAGACCGGGCAGCCUGAUUACAGUGCCCAGUGGGCUGAGUACUAUCGAUCACUGGGUAUGCACAGAGAGGCUGAGAUGAUUGAGCAGCAAUCGAAGCAGGCUAAACCUGAUCAACAGCAGCCAACACCACCAGGUGCACCAGCCGGUGCCACUGGACAGCCACAGCAGCAGCCACAGGCUAAUCCACAGCAGCAGGUCAAUCCUGCCCAGAAUGGAGGACAGCAGCAGGCGGAUUACAGUGCACAGUGGGCUGAGUACUACAGAAGCAUGGGAAAAAUUAAGGAAGCUGAGGCCAUUGAGGCACAGAUGAAAGCUGGAAAGUUGGGUGCGGCGAAUAAUCAGAUGGCUCAACCCCAGAUGCAGCAGCAGCAGGCAAUGCCAGCACAACCAGCGAAUCCUCAAGCAGGAGCACCAAAUGCAUUUCCCCAUGCCUAUGGGGCAUAUCCAGGUAUGAAUGCAGGCUCAACACCAGCUGCCUAUUAUGCUGGUGGUGGUGGUGCUGCAGCACCUCAGCAACAACCUGGCCAGCAGAAUCCAGCAUUCGCUGGUGGAUAUCAGAAUUAUCCAUAUUCACAGCCCAACUCCGACAACUAAUGUCUCCACCUGGUUUAUCAACAGUGAUUACUAUUUUUUUCAGAUAGCUUUCCAUUGGGACGCGGUUAAAUGCCAGCUGUUGUCUUCAUAAUAGUCCUAACGUUAAAAAUAAUCAUUAAAAACGAUAAAUAGAACCUACAGAAUGAUUUAAAGAAAUCAGAAUGACCACAGAUGCUUUGAUUAGAGGAAUGAGCCACCAAGCUUUCAAAAAAAAUAUUAUUUAACUUCAGAGAUAAAAAAAGAGAGAGACGAUAUCAAUCGAAAUGACACGUUAAUUUAUUACGAUUACAAUGUCCUCCGCUCUUUCUUCUCUUUUUUUUUUUAUAAAUCGUGUAUAUAUGUAUCCAGCUACAUAUAUGCCUGUAGGAUAUCCAUUGUCUACUCUAAGGUUCAUAUAUUCAAAACUACGAAUGAUAAAACUUAUGAAAUUAUUGAGAAAACAAUAUCGGAAUAGUAUUAUGUAUGAGGAUACCAUCAUUAUGUCCAUGUUUUCCAUUAAACUCUGACAUUUCUUCUUAUGCAUAUGAUUAUUAAAGUAAUUAACACGAGGGGAAACGAGAGAUGUAUCAUAUCUGCUGAGGGGUGGGAGGGGCUGAGGGGAAUUUUCGUCAGGAUUUUUUCUGGGGAAUUUCGCACGUUGAGAGAUUAUUCUCGAUAUCUCCGUGAAUCUGGUUGGUUUAAAGAUAUUAGUGUUUUCGUAACUAAAUUGUUUUUGUUGUCUUGUGGGAAAAUUGACGGAAUUUAUUGAUUAAUUAAAUUAUUUUGGUAAUUGGAAUUGCAAAUUGAAAAAAAAAUGAGAAUGCGAUUGGUUUUUUACGAAUAUCUUUAGAACCGUGGGUUUUAUGGAAAGAAGUCAAGAGACUUUUUUUUUAGGUAAUGAAAUUUAACAUGAAAAAGUCCUGUGGCAUUUUCCUCUGGCCCCAUUCAGUACCGAGGUAUCGAGCCUGUCACACUAUCCCCGAUAAAAUGGUUAAGGUAAGGUCCCUCAGGUGGUGGCAGUGGAUCGAAGUCUCUUCACGUCUGCUGUGGCUUCCAAUAUCUCAUAAUUACGUUUAUUUACACCAUGUAUCCAUUAAACUGUCGAAAUUUAUUUUACACAUGUAUCCAAAAUAGUAAAAGAAUGAUGUGAAAAAAAACUUAUAAAAUGAUUACGAUAAAUCUUCGCAUAUCGUCAUGCAACAUGUCAAUUCAGGUCCAA